UGCUCCUGCUCAAGUUGUUCAGUCUCGUCACCAACUCCACCAGACCACCACCAUGAAAUUCGUGGCUCUUGCUCUUGCCCUUCUCCUGGCUGUUGGCUCUCAGGCCGCUUCCCUGCAGGCCGAUGCCCCAUCCCAGCUGGAACACCUACGGUCCGUUGCUGAUGUCUACCUGACCCAGGCAAAGGAGACCGCCAUCAAGGCUCUGGACCAGCUCGAUGGCACGGAAUAUGAGGGCAUGAAGGGCGCUGUGUCUCAACGUCUGAAUGAUGUGCACGCUCAGCUCAAGCAACUGCAGAGCCAGGUGUCCCCCAUGACAGACAACGUUGUCUCCACCAUCUCCGAUGCCACUGCUGACUUCCGUGCCUCCAUCGUGAGUGACAUCGAGUCCCUGAAAACCGAGCUCGAGCCCAUGCGCGCCAAGCUGAGGGAGGUCAUUGAGAAACACGUGGACGAGUACCGCACCCACAUGGAGCCCAUCAUCAAAGAGUACCAAGCCAAGCACGACGCCGAGAUGGAAGCUCUGAGAGCCAAGAUGGAGCCCGUUGUGGCAGAGCUGCGCCAGAAAAUCACAACCAACGUGGAGGAGACCAAGAGCGCCCUGGUUCCCAUUGUUGAGGCUGUGCGCACCAAGCUCACCCAGCGCCUGGAGAGCUUGAGAGAGAUGGCCGUCCCUUUCGUCGAGGAAUACAAGGAGCACCUGAAGCAGACCUACAGCCAGGUACAGAACAUCAAACCUGAGGAGCUCACUCAGCUGAAGGAGAAGAUUCAGCCUCUUGCUGAGGAGAUCAAGACAAAGCUCACAGCCAUUGCUGGGAUCAUCACUGAAACCUUCAACAAAAACUAAAUCCUCCCUGCUCUGCUUGACUAAUCUCGCCUUCCUCGUCUGUCCUCCAUUCCACCUUUCCCUCCACUCUCUCUUCCCUCUCGAACAAACCACCUCACAAAUGAAGCUAGUGCUUAACUUAUGAAACAAGAUGGCAGGACUUUUCUCUUUUCGAAGCAAAUGACUUGUUCCAUGCGCACACUCUCAAGCACAUGCAUGCACACCCAGAGAUACAUACAUACCCAGCACACAUGCUUUACUCUUCACGUGCACACUGCUAACAUUUUGUGUACCAAUUGUAUGUGAAUUACCACAAGUGCUUGAAUCUCUGUGUAAUUAUGAUGUUGUGCUUUGAUGAAAAACAGCUCAAUAAACACCUGACUGUUUAUACAA
Nematolebias whitei (Rio pearlfish) is the source of this 1216-nucleotide messenger RNA. RefSeq names its product apolipoprotein A-I. Gene Ontology annotation, cellular component: extracellular region. The coding region runs from base 53 to 844 and encodes 263 amino acids. Gene Ontology annotation, molecular function: lipid binding. The transcript has 4 exons. The record is from RefSeq and is a predicted model, not a curated record. Lineage: Eukaryota; Metazoa; Chordata; Actinopteri; Cyprinodontiformes; Rivulidae. Gene Ontology annotation, biological process: lipoprotein metabolic process; lipid transport.